Pantherophis guttatus is the source of this 4394-nucleotide messenger RNA. The record is from RefSeq and is a predicted model, not a curated record. NCBI's taxonomy places the organism in Eukaryota, Metazoa, Chordata, Lepidosauria, Squamata, Colubridae.
AAGAAAGGAUCCUUUAUGCACGUUUGUCAGGGGCUUUGGGGGUUGGUUCCCCUGGGCUUCGUGGUGUUGGGACAAGAAAAGUCCCCUGAUGACCCCACCUUCCAAAGCUUUGCUCCAACCAGGGAUUGCUGGCGACCCAGCCCAUCCGGAGCCAAAGGGGACCAGGCUCCGCGGGCAGAAGGCCGGGGCUUCUCCGAUCCUUGGUUUUUAACCGGGCCAGGUCGAUGCCACGGAAGGCCAAGGCCAGCCCCGGAGGGAACUUUGGCGGCGCCCGGGCUGCCCAUCUGGAAGCGUGACUCGGGCAGGAGAGGGGAGGGGCGGCCCAAGCGGCCAGCUUCCCUUCUCGCCCUGGCCCUGCCCGCGCCGGGGCGGGGAAGCGGCCUUGAAUCACCGGCGGGUGCCCGUCGCCUGGCCUCCAGCGGGGCAUUUAAAUGCCAGCCGGGAUUCGGGCCGAAGCAGCGCCAGCCGCAACCGCCCCCUGAUCGCGCCCCUCCCGCUCCGAGAGGAACCCGCGCGGUCGCGUCCCGCACAACCAGGCAGCCAGCCAGCCAAGCGAGCACCCGGCCGGCCGGCAGCUCUUGGUGCGCCUCCUCCGCCUCGGCCGGCUCUCCUUCAGCAGCCAUGCGGGCCAUCCCUGCGCCGGGCAUCCGCUUCCUUCGCUCCUUCUCCAGGGACAGCUGGUACCGGGGAUUAAUUCUGGUGCUAACAUUCCUGUGCUACACUACUUUUCAUCUCUCACGGAAACCCAUUAGCAUUGUAAAGAGCGAAUUGCAUUAUAACUGUUCUUCACUGGGAUUCAGGCCAAACAAUGCGUCCAACAGCACCACGUGGUGUGAUUGGAAGCCCUUCGAUCAAGAUAACUACAAAGAACUGUUUGGAGCCCUGGACAAUGCUUUCUUGGUUGCUUAUGCAAUUGGGAUGUAUAUCAGCGGGAUUUUCGGUGAGCGUCUUCCUCUGCGCUACUACCUUUCUGGAGGCAUGUUGCUGAGUGGUUUAUUUACUGCCUUAUUUGGAUUGGGCUAUUACUGGAAUAUCCAUCAAUUAUGGUACUUUGUGUUUGUACAGAUCCUGAAUGGAUUGGCUCAGACAACCGGUUGGCCAUCGGUGGUGACGUGUGUCGGCAACUGGUUUGGAAAGGGGAAGCGAGGUUUAAUCAUGGGCAUCUGGAAUUCACACACAUCUGUCGGAAACAUCUUGGGGUCCUUGAUUGCUGGCAUCUGGGUCUCCAAGGCAUGGGGACUGUCCUUCAUUGUACCUGGAAUCAUUAUAGCCUUCAUGGGUGUUCUCUGCUUCCUGUUCCUCAUUGAAUAUCCAGAAGAUGUUGACUGCAGCCCUCCUCUUCACCAUGAGACCAGUUCUGAUGAGAAAGGUCUGGAGGCAGGACAUUCCAUCAGUGACGGAAGCCUGAAUGUUUCUACCAACAGCCGAGAAAACAUCAUUGACAUGGUGGAACAUGCCAAAGACUCUGGGGAGGACCGAGAAGCCAUCAGUUUCAUUGAUGCCCUUAAGAUACCUGGAGUGAUCGAAUUUUCCUUCUGCCUCUUGUUUGCCAAACUUGUCAGCUACACCUUUCUCUAUUGGUUGCCUCUCUACAUCGUGAAUGUUGCUCGCUUAAGUGCAAAAGAAGCUGGAGAUAUGUCAACUCUGUUUGAUGUUGGUGGCAUUAUUGGGGGCAUCGUGGCCGGUCUCAUCUCAGACUACACUGGUGGCAGGGCCACCACUUGCUGUGCAAUGCUUAUCCUGGCAGCUCCCAUGCUCUUUUUGUACAACUACGUUGGCCAAAAUGGACUAGGUACAUCCAUAGCGAUGCUCAUUAUCUGUGGUGGCCUUGUCAAUGGACCCUAUGCUCUCAUUACAACUGCUGUCUCAGCUGAUUUGGGUACUCAUGAAAGUCUUCAGGGAAACGCAAAAGCUCUCUCCACAGUCACAGCCAUCAUUGAUGGAACAGGAUCUGUAGGUGCUGCCCUUGGACCUUUGUUAGCAGGUUUGAUCUCCAGCUCUGGUUGGGAUAAUGUCUUCUACAUGUUGAUUUCAGCUGAUAUGUUGGCGUGUCUGCUCCUUUCACGAGUGGUAUUCAAAGAAAUUCGAGAAUGGUGUGGCUGCUAUACAAGAAAAAGAGGGUCAAUCACCAUUUUUUGAACAGUUAUGCUCUGGGGCCAUAAAUCCCGCUUUAAAGAAUUCUGAUGUGGUCUGCCUGGCCAUAGGAGUCCACCGAGGCAAGAAGAAACAGCAUUGCCAAGGGGGUUGGUAUGUUGCCCUCCACCCACGCAUGAGGGAUGAAUUAAUGACACUCCAAUGUGCUCCAGAGACAAAACUCUCCUACAAAAAAGCUAGCCAGGUCAAUCACUGGCUUCACUUUCGGUUUUUUAAAAUGAUUGACGGUAGAAAGCAGGUGAAAAAAUACAAUAAGAGAAAAAGAAAGCAUAUUUGGGAUCCAGUUGAAGUCCCCAGACAUUUGUUUCUCUAUCAGUUGCCAGAUGCAUUCCAUUUUGUUUUUACUAUUAAAAACAGAGAACCAGUCCAGGGUUCAUUUCUCCACCUGGAGGAAGAAAAAGCUUCAGUCCUCUUGUAAUGGCUGCUUCUUCCACAGUCCUAUUGUUCAUUUCUGGAGGUGUUUUUAUUUUAUGCAAAACCACUGCCAAGUUUGUUAAAUUUGAAUUACAAGAACAACCCAGGGAAAAGAGGUUUCCUCUUAGGCCAAACAUUUUUAUUUUUAUUUUUACUAAAAGUUGUAUGUUAAUGAUAGCUAUUUCUACUACAAGGACAUGAAGUUCAAUGUAAAAUAAUACCACGAGCAGAGGCCGUCCCAGGGUGACCUCAGAAUGGCGCUAAUAAACCAUCCUUAAACUCAGAAAGCAAAACUUGUGUUGCAGAGGUGAAUAACAUUUGUGAGGAAAAGGCUGGUGAGUUUCAAAAAAUGAGACAUGGCCAAGCAUUUUUUGUUGUUGUUGAACCUGCAAAUUUAAGGGACAUCUCGGACAAAGGAAACAACAAGCCACUUCCACAACUCUGUCAGAAGACCAAAUCAUGUCUCCUAUAAUCCUUGAAAUAUCUUCAACUGGAAAGCCAAUGGGAGGCUAAUGCAAUGAUUUCUUCUUACUGAAAGGAGGCUCCUUUAGAAGAAAUGUUCAAUAUUCUAACCUCCCUUACUUAUAAUUGGCCAGUUGCAAUUGGACUUGCAAAAAGACUUCUUGGACCAACUGGAUCUAAUUUGGGUAGACAGGAAUGAAAACAACCCAUCUUCAUUGAGCCAGACUUGAGACUUUGUGCGUCUAAUCUCUUUUUUCAUAUUUCACACCAACAUAAGAGAGCUGCUGCUCUUGAUGCAGGCAACUUGGCCAACACAUAUUUUGCUGUAAGCUCUGUUUACCCCAGUUGUCUCAGGGCAAAUAAUUACAGUGGAUGUCAAAAUAUUCACAUUGGAUGUUUGGAAGAAUAGUCAGAUCAGCAGAAUGGGGGUUUCAUGCUGAUCUGGGAUAUACCACAUUCCUCUGGGGAUAUGCCACAUUCCUCUGUGGAUGUGUUUGAGUUUGUUGAAGGUGGCCUCCAGGGUAAAACACCUGUCUUCAGAUCCUCCGUUGCAGAGAUUCCUUAAGCGUUAGGUGUGAAGGAAUGCCCCCCAUUCUGCUUUUGUUAAACCUUGUCAUCUAAUGUUGUCAUCCAAUGGGAAAGAGUUUUUCUUCCCUGGAGAAGAAAAUGCUACUGAAAUUCUCCUAGGGAAUUAAUACAGGGUGCUUUCAUUUAACUCAGUUAUCAAUUGGCCAGGGAUGUGUUUUGUCUUUCAUUAAGUACAGUCGUAUUUUCAGUGGACUUUAAAUGGUUCAGUCCAGUUUCUAUUGCAUCUCUUCCUUUAAGUGGUGCCCUCCAGCUCUCUGAUUUAUCUCAAAUCACAACGGAAGGCCUCAUGAAGGGAAUUUCAUCCACCCUUCCAAAUUAGGAUUUUUUCCCCAGAUUAGUGAAGUCAACCAAGGAAACUGUAGAGGGAUCAAAAGAGCAGUGUCUGUGAAGUUCAGAAGAGAGUAAGUUCAACAGUGCCAAGUCAAAUUGGAAAGUAUUUCAGCCAAAUAAGAAAUAUCAUGAACUCCACUAGCAAAAGUUUGUGUCAUAACAACUCUUAUAGGCUUUAGAUCAGAGGUAUCCAACCUUAGCAACUUUAAGAUCUGUGAACUUCAACUCCCAGAAUUCCCCAGCCAACUAUGGAAGAAUUUUGGGAAUUGAAGUCCACAAGUCUUAAAAGUUGCUAAGAUUGGACACCCCUGCUUUAGAUUAAUAUGAAGCUCUGGAUAGUUUAUAUAAUGUUUACCAUCUUGUAUGUAGAAGAACUUGCUAGUGAUGAAAUCUUGUGAUGUACUAGUUCCAUUCGUGUAACCAGUAAAGACUCGCCAUGAAUUUUA